This is a messenger RNA of Dalotia coriaria, 1132 nucleotides long. RefSeq names its product trypsin I-P1-like. Gene Ontology annotation, biological process: proteolysis. NCBI's taxonomy places the organism in Eukaryota, Metazoa, Arthropoda, Insecta, Coleoptera, Staphylinidae. The record is from RefSeq and is a predicted model, not a curated record. The transcript has 5 exons. Gene Ontology annotation, molecular function: serine-type endopeptidase activity. The coding region runs from base 74 to 1060 and encodes 328 amino acids.
GCAUUUUCCGUCGAAAUCGGCUGGAAAAAGCCAACACGGCGUGCGUUUUGUUUCGGCAAAAGUGGCGCUCGAUAUGCACUCGCGUGCAAAAAGACGCGCGGCGUUCUUUCUUGUCGUCGCCAUCGCAAUAGAAAUGGUUACGGCUACCACUAAUUCAUCGGGCAUCAACGACAGCCGCAAGAUCGGCAAGUUUUUUCAUUAUCAACCGUACGGUGCUCCUGUUUAUGGGACGCCAAGCAAACCGAUUCCGCAGCAGCAAAAGUGCGAUUGUGGAAGAAGUAAUCGCCUCAUUCGACCUGAAGCAAAAAUUAUCAAUGGGAGUGCAACUCGUCCACAUGAAUAUCCAUGGAUGGCAAUCAUUUCCAACAAAGGGCAGUAUUUGUGCGCAGGAUCGUUGAUAACAGACUAUCACGUUUUAACAGCUGCUCAUUGCCUCAAAGCUGAUAUUUUAAGAGAUGACAUGAAAGUGAUACUUGGACAACAUAACAAUUGUGAAGAAAACAGUGAUAUUGUAACCUUUUCCGUGAGCGACAUCAUUCGACACAGUCGUUUUAAUCCGGAAACAUUUGCUUUUGACCUGAUGUUACUCAAAUUAAACAUGAAAGUGACUUUUGGGCAGUUUAUCAGACCAAUUUGUUUACCACCAUUAGACCCGUAUCAGCGAACGGUAACAAAAAAAUAUAAAAACCGUGAUGGAAUCAUUGUCGGUUGGGGCACAACGAAUGUCUUUGAUGAUACCGAGCUCAGUUGUCUUCCACUUCAAGCCGGUGUGCCUAUUUUGGGGCUGGAUUCAUGCCCUGGUUAUGAUGAGUCUUUGUUCUGUGCGGGAUACCUCAAUGGAGAAGCUGACAGCUGCCAAGGUGACAGUGGUGGUCCGCUUCAAAUACAAAACAAAGACACACGUUUUGAGCUUAUUGGGAUUAUCUCGGCUGGCGAGGGUUGCGCGGUUGCAGGACGUCCCGGAUUGUAUUCGGACGUGUUACAAAACCUCAAUUGGAUUUACAAACGCAUCGCAGGAGCAUCAUGUGGGGCCUAUCCCUAUGGUUUUGUGGUUUUAUAAAGGAAUAUAAUAUGCUAUGUAUGUUAAUACUUAUUAAUCAUAAAUAAACUAUUAUUUUAUUAAAAGUUACUA